AUGCUUGAAUUUAUAGACGAAAAUUUUGACAUACUAAAAAUAGGACGUCAAGAUGAUUACGUGGCUAUACUAAAGGUAGAGGAUAUCGUACCUCAAUCUAUCUAUUGUCAAAUUGCUGAUAUCUUGAAUGAACUUGAGGGAAUUGAAUUCUCACUUGAUCCUAUGGAGAAGCAAAUUGGGCACGACAUCAUUGUGUUACUCCAAAAAGGGAUAAACUUCAAUGGCAACUGUAAUGACAAUAAUGAGCUUGAAUCUUUUCAUCAGGUUGUUUCAAAAGUUAGUAUCACCUCUUCAAGAGCUGCACUUAGAGAAAGAAGGGCUUUAAAGAAACUCAUAGAAAGAGCCUGGACUGAUGAAGACAAAAGAAAGGAGUCAAAAGUAGCUUAUCUUUUACAUCUUAUCAGAAAGUACUCGAAGUUAUUCAUAAGUGAUUUCUCAGAUGAUAAUGAUUCACAGGGCUCAACACCUUGUUCGCCCACCGUCCAUGGAUCUUUGGAGGAUGGUUGUGUGCCUGGACGCAAUAGUUAUGUGUUCGACCGUUAA
Molecule: messenger RNA, 543 nt
Organism: Fraxinus pennsylvanica
Lineage: Eukaryota; Viridiplantae; Streptophyta; Magnoliopsida; Lamiales; Oleaceae
Source: the annotation of a GenBank genome assembly